AUGGUCGGAAGGAUACGCGACCAGACCACUGGAGCUGUUCUGAGAGCAUCUGGCAAGAAAGACAGCCGAAACGAAGACCGAGAUGCGAAUCCGCUAAAUGAUUCCAUUCCGGGCGAAGUUGUCCGACGCAACGAAAAAGCUCAUAAAUCAGGGCCCAGUGCGAAAGCUCUGGCAGAAACAGACUUGCAAGCUGUUCUGGCGAAAGGCUCCGGCACUCGAGAAAAGUGGCUGAAGAAGGCCUUGCAACAGGUGCAGGAGGGGGACCUGUCGGCUGCAGACGUCUACAACAUCCUCAAGGUGCCGGACUUCGCCUCGGACCUGAAAGAUAAGACAGGGAAGAGCAUGUACAAGUUUCUCAUGUCUCGGAUAUCCGUGUUCUCAAAGGGGCAACAGCGAUUCCUGCAAAAGGAAUGCUCUUUGGCUCAGCUUUUCGGUGGAGAAGGAGGUCAGGGCGUGGGCAGUGACGAAGUCAAAAUGCCCAAUUCGGCCGAGCCAAACCCAGAGGCUGCGGAGCAGAUGAUGGCGCGCGUGCGAGAAUUCGUGCGGCAACAGCAGGGAGUGGAACUGGACCAGGCAGUAUCUGCCGUUCCGGAGCCUGUCGCGCCGCCACCCCUCCCCAGGCAGGAUACAUCUGCAGUGGCGAGCAUGAUCGCCAGGGCGGCUUCGACAGCAGUGAGUUACCAGGCGGCCAGGGCGGCCUGGCCGAGCGAAAGCGAGAUGGCACCGGAUGUGCUCACGCAGGCACGGAACGAAAGUGAAGCUUCAAGUCCAUCUCGAAAAGUCAAGAAGAGUAAGCGUCCUUCCUCCAGCUCUCCAAGCUCGAGGCGUCGCCGAAAGGAAUCGCGCUCGCGCUCCAGGGGCCGGAGGAGACGAUAG
Messenger RNA from Symbiodinium sp. CCMP2592, 876 nucleotides. The record is from the annotation of a GenBank genome assembly. Lineage: Eukaryota; Dinophyceae; Suessiales; Symbiodiniaceae.